Nothoprocta perdicaria is the source of this 2535-nucleotide messenger RNA. RefSeq names its product COMM domain containing 2 (gene COMMD2). The record is from RefSeq and is a predicted model, not a curated record. The transcript is spliced from 5 exons. The coding region runs from base 1 to 600 and encodes 199 amino acids. Lineage: Eukaryota; Metazoa; Chordata; Aves; Tinamiformes; Tinamidae.
AUGCUGCUGGUGCUGUCGGAGGAGCAGCGCGCGCACCUGGGCUGCCUGCCCAGCCUGGGCGCCGCAGGCGCGGGCGAGCUGGGGCGGCUGGCGCUGGAGCUGCUGCGGCACGGCGGCGCCCCGCGCGCCGUGGAGACCGCUGCCAGGAGCCUGUCGGUGGACGCCGAGGCGCUGCAGCGCGGCCUGGACGGGCUCAGCUUCCUCCUGGCCGAGAGCUCCAAGCUCAUGAUCUCCGAGACAGACUUCCAGGAUUCUGUCCAUGUUCUGGGAUUCUCGGAUGAACUGAACAAACUACUGCUUCAGCUUUACCUUGACAACAGGAAGGAGAUCAGAGGUGUUCUUAGUGAGCUGGCACCAAGGCUUCCCAGUUACCACAAUCUUGAAUGGAGGUUAGAUGUACAGCUUGCAAGCAGAAGCUUAAGGCAGCAGAUUAAGCCUUUGGUGACUCUGAAGCUGCACCUCAGCGAGGACGGGGACCAGACUGCCCAAGUGCUGCAAACGGACCCUUCAACCCUCCUUCACCUGAUUCGGCAGCUGGAACAAGCCCUGGGGGAGAUGAAGAGCAACCACUGCAGGAGAAUAGUGCGCAACAUGAAGUAGCUCUGAUCCAUGCUGCUGUCUCGAGGUCCUUYAUGAAACAACGUUCACUUACAUUUUGAGGAAAAUAAAUGCCUGAAUCACAUGAAAAACUUUCCUAUGCCAGAAUUUUGACCUUGUAAUUAUGAGCUGAACGUCUUCUAACUUUAGACAGCUGCUAACUUUACACAGCUGCCUGAUAUGAUAGGUAGGUAGUGUUACUUUACCUGUACAUACAGUUCAGCAUGCAAUAUUUAGUGUUUCUUUAGCUCUAAAUGAGUAUACUUAAAGAACUUUCCUCUAUUAAGUAGAGCUGCUUCAAUAUUGUAUAAAGCCACACGUGUAUUAUGUUUAUCAAGCAGAUUUUUGUCUUGGUUCUGUUUGAAAUAAAAUAAUCAUGAAGCAGACAGGAAGGGUCCUUUCCCUUCGCCCGGUGCUGUCCAUCUCAAGGCUGCGCCGCCCUGUGGCCCUGCCAUCCCCAUCGUCUUGUGGCGGUUCUGCCGUGGCACGGGAAAGUUCUUCCCAUGCCAGUGCUCUCAUCAACGUUUUAGGAGAGCUCAACUCUUUUUAGAUACCACUUGACCAUCUAACAAGGGUAUCUGCAUUAAUGAAGGUUUGUCCACUGCCUACUGCACUUGAAUGGUGUCUAAGAAGAUACGGGCUACUACUUAUUUGUUAUUUUGGGAAGGAAUUGAAAGGGCUGUGUGGGGAGGACCGUUGUGUUAUGGAGUUUUCUAGGGAAUCAUGCUGCAGGUCCCUUGAUGAUCUGCUGUUGUCUAAAAUAAAUGGGGAGGAGGAACCAUAUGCGAGUUAUGUCUCAGUUUUGGUGGAAUGAUUACAUGUGGUUGUCAUCUGUUGUUUUUUCUCUUCCGUUACAUGGUAGUUAAAUGUGAUCAAAUGUUUCUGCUUCACACGUCUGAUGUGGGUUUUUUUCAUGUAAUUGGUUUAUAUUUUUAUAUUUACUUUUACAUGUAUUUGUAUUUCACUUCUAAGUGAAAUACAAGAAUAGCCUCUACAUAGGCUGGCCAGUGCUUUCUCUUUACUCCAUACCACUCUCUUUUGUAUAGCAAUAGUCCAGAACUCACAGCACCAAAUACAAGGGGUUCUGAAUCCUAGAUUUUCAUAACUCAUCUCCCUAAUGCCCUGUGAAUCUGAGCAUGUUUACCUAUUUCUUCAAUGUUUUGUGAAAAGGGUUUCCAAAGUUAGCUGGCAUCAUGGCAAACACUGUUCGCUUCCCUGAGUGUAGUGCCCCAAAUGCCAUUACUGCCAUUGACGUAACUGCAGCUUGGAAUUACCCAUCUUGCAAUCACUCCAUUUGUAUAAAAUGCUCUUUUGUCAUGCAACUGAAGCUUAAGAGUCUGAAAACACAUCUUCUCCUUCAGCACCCUAUAAAUAGUGCUAAAAUAAGAGUUCUCAUAUGGAUCUAGAUUUUUCAUUUUGAAUGUAAACUAUACAAAUGAAAAGUGACAUCUAAAGUUACAAUAGACAGCUCGUUUUCUCUCACGAUUUUGCUACUGCUUUAUAGAAAUCACUAGAGUAUGUGACAUUAUUAUACCACAAUUUUAAUAGUUUAUAAAUAUUAAUCUACCUUUUUUGUUUAAUAAACCUUAUUUGCUCUUCCAGUUAGUGAUUAAAAGCAAAGUUUUAUUUGAGGUUGCGACUCUCUUUUUUGCAAGUCUGCAAGAAGGGAGUCUUGCUUUUAUAAAAGGAAAAAACGUGUCAACUUACCUCUUAAGAAAUGAGUUUUUAUUUUAAAGUGACUCAUCAGAUUUGCUCUGCUGACAGUGGCAUUAUUUACAUGAACAUGGGAAAUAACUGUUAAUAACUUCUGGAAAGUAUAGGGUGCUUUUGCACUGGACUGGACUGACAUAUGCAAUGUGCCUAGAUAAAGUGGCUUUGCUGUGUAACCAUGAUAUGGAAUAGAUGACCUCUCAGUGCCUCUCUCAGCUUUAUUUUCCA